AUGGACGAAAUCGAAGACAUCGUGCGGCGGAUUGGCCGACAGCAGGGCGAAAAUGCGUACUACCGUAGCUGUUACGUUCUUCUCAAACAGCUGCAGGACGCGGUUGGAAAAGCCGCCGAAGAUUUGCUCCGUCUUCACCAGUCCGGUGCUUUUUUAUCUUUCGACGACUUUCAUCCCGUCUCCUAA
Penicillium alfredii is the source of this 186-nucleotide messenger RNA. RefSeq lists its product as uncharacterized. The coding region runs from base 1 to 186 and encodes 61 amino acids. Lineage: Eukaryota; Fungi; Ascomycota; Eurotiomycetes; Eurotiales; Aspergillaceae. The record is from RefSeq and is a predicted model, not a curated record. The transcript has a single exon.